AUGGGUCUAACGCUUAAUGCCUUAUUCCUCAUCCUAUGGUCGUCCCUGACUAGAGCUGACAAUUGGGUGUACCCUCCAGGCCCAAGCAUUAAGUGGACAGAUACCUGGUAUCUGGGCGAAAUUCAACAGCUGGAAUGGAUAAGCAACAAUGCCGCCUACAACAUCGUCCUACAACAAAAUGAAGUAAACAUAGGCAACGGCCGGUAUCAAUUAUUCGGCAAGUUUAAUACGAAUUCUUUUGCAUUUAAUGGUGGUUCGUCAAUAGCUAACUUCGAUCAGCUAAGUCAGCAGAUCAACUCCAAAUCUCAGCCAUAA
Messenger RNA from Talaromyces proteolyticus, 315 nucleotides. RefSeq lists its product as uncharacterized. Lineage: Eukaryota; Fungi; Ascomycota; Eurotiomycetes; Eurotiales; Trichocomaceae. The transcript has a single exon. The coding region runs from base 1 to 315 and encodes 104 amino acids. The record is from RefSeq and is a predicted model, not a curated record.